Carya illinoinensis is the source of this 1232-nucleotide messenger RNA. Its product is annotated as probable xyloglucan endotransglucosylase/hydrolase protein 7. Gene Ontology annotation, biological process: cell wall biogenesis; xyloglucan metabolic process. Lineage: Eukaryota; Viridiplantae; Streptophyta; Magnoliopsida; Fagales; Juglandaceae. The transcript is spliced from 4 exons. Gene Ontology annotation, molecular function: hydrolase activity, hydrolyzing O-glycosyl compounds; xyloglucan:xyloglucosyl transferase activity. The coding region runs from base 57 to 932 and encodes 291 amino acids. The record is from RefSeq and is a predicted model, not a curated record. Gene Ontology annotation, cellular component: apoplast; cell wall.
UUUCUCUUCUAAAUCAUAUUCGAUCGAAACCUCUCAUUGAUCUUUCCAAAAAAACCAUGGCCAUGUAUUCAUCCUUAACACAUGCUGUUGCUUACCUUUCUGUGUGUAUGCUUGCAUUUGGUGUCUCUGUUAUAGGACGACCAGCCACUUUUCUUGAAGACUUUAGAGUCACGUGGUCUGAUUACCAUAUCAAGCAGAUCAAUGGAGGGAGGGCCAUCCAACUCGUUCUUGACCAAAAUUCUGGAUGUGGGUUUGCUUCCAAAAGUCAGUACUUGUUCGGGCGUGUCAGCAUGAAGAUUAAACUUGUUCCCGGAGACUCAGCUGGAACUGUCACUGCAUUUUAUAUGAAUUCAAACACGGAUUCUGUUCGUGACGAGCUGGACUUUGAGUUCUUGGGGAACCGAACUGGGCAACCGUACACUGUCCAGACCAAUAUCUACGCUCAUGGGAAGGGUGAUAGGGAGCAAAGAAUCAACCUUUGGUUCGACCCUUCUGCCGACUUCCACACUUACACAAUACUCUGGAACCACCAUCAUAUUGUAUUCUACGUGGAUGAUGUGCCCAUCAGAGUAUACAAAAACAACGAAGCCAAAGGAAUUCCAUUCCCCAAGUUUCAGCCGAUGGGGGUGUAUUCCACAUUGUGGGAAGCCGACGACUGGGCAACGAGAGGCGGGCUGGAGAAGAUUGAUUGGAGCAAAGCACCCUUCUAUGCUUAUUACAAGGACUUUGACAUUGAGGGAUGCUCCGUACCAGGACCUUCUACCUGUGCUUCCAACCCCAGAAACUGGUGGGAGGGAACUACUUACCAAGCACUUAAUGCCCUCGAAGCCAGAAAGUAUAGAUGGGUUCGUAUCAACCACAUGAUCUAUGACUAUUGUACCGACAAAUCGAGGUACCCGGUGACCCCACGGGAGUGUUUCGCCGGCAUCUAAAUCGCUGAAUAGCCAGACAGUACCUCCAUAUAUCCACGUCCCAAGUGUUACGUACAUUAAUCCUCAUGUCAUAUAUUUACGUACGCACAUGUAAAAGUCAGGAGGAUAUAUAUAUAUGUAAUUAUACUCUUGUAUUCAUAUAUAUGUCAAUGAAGCCUAAGGCGCUCAGGGUGGGGCAAGAGACGACAAAAGUCAAAUCCCUAGCUACUUGUGGGCAAUAUAUAGAUAUAUAUGUUCUCUGUAUUAAUUUGGUAGGCAUUUUAUGUGCCAAUAUAUAAAGCUUCUGUCUAAUUGUGAAAA